CCCGACCCCACCACCGCCCCAGCAUCGGCCUGCAGCGGCAGCCGCUGCGCCCCGAUUUCUCCUCCUCCCUGCAUCGUCACCCGUGUGCUCCUGCCUGGUUUCUCUCAUUUCGUUUCGCAUCGUAUCUUUAUUCGUUUCAUGUAUGCAAAAUGUUCACCGGUAACGGCAUCAAGAUUUUCACCGGUACCAGUCACCCCGAGCUCGCAGAGAUCAUAACACGACGGCUCGGAAUUCCGCUCAGCAAGGCUGAGGUCACGAAGAGCAGCAUCGGCGAGACGGGCGUGCGCAUCGCAGAAUCGGUGCGCGAAGACGAUGUGUACAUCAUCAACACGGGCUGCGGGCAGGUCAACACCGCGCUCAUGGAGAUCUGCAUCAUGGUGCACGCCUGCAAAACCGCGAGCGCGAAGCGCAUCACGGCGGUCGUCCCCCUGUACCCGUACUCACGGCAGGACAAGAAGGACAAGAGCCGCGCACCGAUCACGGCGAAGCUCGUAGCCAACAUGCUUCAAAAAUCCGGCUGCGACCAUGUCAUCACGAUGGACCUGCACGCGUCGCAAAUCCAGGGCUUCUUCGACGUCCCUGUAGACAAGUACCUCUACGCGGAGCCGUCUGCAACCCAGUACAUCCGCACCAACUUCGACGUCUCCCAGAUAGUGAUCGUCUCCCCGGACGCUGGCGGUGCAAAGCGUGCGACGUCAAUAGCGGAUCGGCUCGGUGUCGACUUUGCGUUGUUCCACAAGGAACGGAAGAAGGCGAACGAAGUCUCGCGGAUGGUCCUCGUCGGGCGCGUCAAGGGCAAGACCGCCAUUCUCGUCGACGACAUGGCCGACACAUGCGGCACACUCUGCCUCGCCGCGCAACACCUGUCGGAAGCGGGGGCGCCGCGCAUCUUCGGCCUCGUUACGCACGGGAUCCUGAGUGGCAAAGCGCUGAAGAACAUCCAGGAGAGCGCGUUGGAGAAGCUGAUCGUCACCAACACGCUGCCGCAGCAAGAGAACAUGGCGAAAUGCGACAAGAUUGAGGUAAUUGACAUUGGAGGUGUGCUUGCCGAGGUGAUCAGGCGCAGCCACUACGGAGAGAGCGUGUCCAAGUUAUUUGACGAGGUGCCAUACUAGAGAGGAGCGGCGGACACAUGUGCAUGACGAUGAUGCGCAAACCUAAUGUACAAUGUUGCUGGUGACUUGCAGCCGGGGUGGUGCUGUUACCGUAUGUAUUGCAGUAGACUUUGGAUACCUCAUAGAUGAUAUAGGAGAGUGGACAGCGAAAGCACGAAGGUGC
Rhodofomes roseus is the source of this 1278-nucleotide messenger RNA. Its product is annotated as phosphoribosyl pyrophosphokinase. The record is from RefSeq and is a predicted model, not a curated record. Gene Ontology annotation, biological process: purine nucleotide biosynthetic process; ribonucleoside monophosphate biosynthetic process; 5-phosphoribose 1-diphosphate biosynthetic process. Bases 150 to 1115 code for a protein of 321 amino acids. NCBI's taxonomy places the organism in Eukaryota, Fungi, Basidiomycota, Agaricomycetes, Polyporales, Fomitopsidaceae. Gene Ontology annotation, molecular function: magnesium ion binding; ribose phosphate diphosphokinase activity. Gene Ontology annotation, cellular component: ribose phosphate diphosphokinase complex; cytoplasm. The transcript is spliced from 6 exons.